GGACGGAACGCUUCUUUCAGCAGCAGCAACAACAGUUAGUCAGCCACCUCGGUAGCCUGCUAGACAAAAUAGCCGAACCAAUAAAGCUCUUUAGACUCUUUCGUGUAUAUUAGCCACUGUGUUUUAAACACACUUCUGUCGUCUACUUAGUUAUCCGAUUUAAUUACAUAUUUACGGUGUUGUUAUUAUUCAGCUAGCGGGCUGGUUAAGUUAGCAUUAGCUUAGCUAGCUAACAUCCCCGACCAUGCGGUCACUAAGCUUCUCUCCUUCUAAAGAGGAAGAUAUCACAGUAAAACAAGAAGUAGAGGGCGAGGCCGUUACUGUGAAAGAAGAGGAAGACGCGUUCAGUGUGAAAGAGGAGGAGGAUGUUACAGUAAAAGGAGAGGAAGAUGUAGUUUAUGGCGUGAAAGUGGAGGAGGAGAUGACUGUUACACCGAAAAAGGAGGAAGAAGAGGAGGAAACUGGAUAUCUGGGCCCGGUUUCCCAAACGCGUCAUAAGGCAUCCAAUGGUUCUGACGAUGAAUUUAGCCAUAAGAUGGUUUUGAGAAACCGCUCCCUGAUUAAUACUAGAGAGAGACGUGACUAUCGUGGACCCUCUGGGGAGCCUCAACAACCUCAUGAUGCUGACGAGGCAGAGAAGAGUCUCUCCAGAUCAGAACUCCUCAAGAAACACCAGCAGAGACCCACAGGGAAGAUAAAUCAUCGCUCUGACUAUGGGAAGAGAUUCACCUCAUCAGCAGGCAUUAAAAUGCAUCAGAGAAUCCACACAGUAGAGAAACGUUAUUGCUGUACUCAAUGUGGGAAGAGUGUUGAUACAUCUAGCCAUCUUAUUGUACACCAAAGAACACACACAGGAGAGAAACCUUAUAGCUGUGAUCAAUGUGGGAAGAGUUUUAUUCAGCUAAGCAACCUGAUAUCACACCAGAGAAUACACACGGGAGAGAAACCGUAUAGCUGUGAUGAAUGUGGGAAGAGUUUUACUCACAUAGGCACCCUGAUAUCACACAGGAGAAUACACACGGGAGAGAAACCGUAUAGCUGUGAUGAAUGUGGGAAGAGUUUUGCUUUUUCGAAUAAUCUGACUCUUCACCAGAGAACACACACAGGAGAGAAACCUUAUAGCUGUACUCAAUGUGGGAAGAGUUAUACUCAUUCAACCAGCCUGAUAUCACACCAAAGAACACACACAGGAGAGAAACCAUAUAUCUGUGAUCAAUGUGGAAAGAGUUUUACUCAGCUAAGAAGCCUGGUAACACACCAGAGAACACACACCGGAGAGAGACCGUAUAGCUGUGAUGAAUGUGGGAAGAAUUUUGCUAGUUCCCGCAAUCUGACUCUUCACCAGAGAACACACACAGGAGAGAAACCCUAUAGCUGUACUCAAUGUGGGAAGGUUUUUUUUACAUCUAGCCUUCUGAAGACACACCAGAGAAGACACACAGGAGAGAAAUCUUAUAGUUGUACUGUAUGUGGGAAGAGUUUUGUUCAAUCUGGGGAACUGAAGAUUCACCGGAGAACACACACAGGAGAGAAACCGUAUAGCUGUAGUCAAUGUGGGAAGAGUUUUACUCAGCUAAAUGGCCUGAUAUCGCACCAGAGAACACACACAGGAGAGAAACCUUAUAGCUGUGAUCAAUGUGGGAAGAGUUUUGUUCAGUCUAGCUCUCUGAAGAUACACCAGAGAACACACACAGGAGAGAAACCUCAUAGCUGUGAUCAGUGUGACCAGAGAUACUCUGAAAAAAGAUCUCUGAUCAAACAUCAGAAAAUACAUACAUGAAAGAUUUGUUUCAUGAUAUCAAUGAAAUUAUUUCACAAUGUAGAAUGUUUUAACAUUGUAGAAUUAGCAUUUUAAUAAUGUCACAAUGUAGUACCCUAAACCUUUGCCCCCUUAUCAUUUGAUUUCAACAUGAUAUUGAUAUUAGCCUCGAGGAAAUCCAGGCUCUGAAUUUGAAGAGUACUAUUUAUGUGAUUUAACAAAAAGUGACUAACACAAAAAGAGCUGAGUUACACUUACCAUGUUGGUGACCCACUUGAAUCAAAAUGCAACACUUCAAAAUGUAGCUUGCUGUUUUCUACAAAUGGUCCUCUAACCAGUGAUGUACACAUUAUUCCCAGAUUCCGUGUGGUUUUUGAGCUGUUAGUUUUAACAGGACGUGCAACCUCAUCUCCCUCCUCUCGGCACAAUUGAUUUCAACAUGAUAUAGAUGAGUUAUUACAAAUAAGUGUUGCGUUCCUUUGUUUAGCGACCCCUACAUUUAAAUGCAUCACUCCAAAAUGUAGCUGAAUGUCUUCUGCAGGUUGUCCUCUAACCAGUGAGGUGAAAGAUAUCUCCCAUUUCCAUGUUUUUUUUUAGAUGUUAGUUUCAACAGCAAGUACAAUCUGAUCUUCCUCCUAAUAGAUAUCAGUGAUUUAUUGCUACUUGUCAAAACAACAGGGUUUUUGGUGCUUGUGUCCAUGGUGAGGACAACUUGGUUUCUGAUUGUCUCAAGGUUGGGCAGUCAAAAAUAUUUGUGUUUUGUGUUUAGCCAGUGCAGUGCGUUCCAUGGAUCACAAAUUAUUUUGAAUUUCCGUACUAGAGAUGAGUUUUGUUUGGACUCGUUCCAAGGGUACGAGAGUUCUAGAAGCUCGUGCGUUUUAGGAAGACGAGAGUUCUAGAAGCCAGUGGGUUUUAGGAAGACGAGAGUUCUAGAAGCUAGUGAAUUUUAGGAAGGGGAAAAAUACAAGUUUUUUCUUGUUUUUAAUUGUUGCCAGCCAGUAGACAUCAUGUUUAUAUUGGUGAAGGUGAAGCAUUGUUGUUGAUUAUAAUGUGAAAUGGAAGCUGUUUUCUGUUGGUGGUGCGCAUUCUUUUAAGGUGUUACAGUCUUUGGUUUUUCCAUUUAUGUUUUGAGUUUGGAAUUUAGCGUGUAUGCAUGUAGGACGCAUUGAUUGGUGUCACCUCGUUAGUCAGUAUGUGUUACACCUGUGCUGGCUUGUCCAUCUCGUUAGUGGGAAGGUGUUUCACCUGAGCUGGUCCAGGUUCUAUUUAAGAGUGUCUGGCCCAGGUUAUAUUUAAGUGUCUGGCCCAGUGCUCCAGUUGUCUUGAUAGAUGUGGAGAGUCAACACCUUUUAGUUGCUCCACCUUUUUGAUUAAAAUAUGUUUUCAUUCCAAGUUGAAGCUUCUUUCUGAAGAGAGCUUAUUUUUUUAAAUGAAUCAAUACAAGCAAACAAGAUCGGUUCCGGGGAUUGGUAUGGCAAAUACCUUACGAUUUGCCUGGACUGAAAAUGAGAUGGAGCCGUGGAGUAGAGAGACAUUUGGAAGGACUAUUUUGAUGGGAUGCCUCAGGAUAGAGGUGAAGGAAGUGCUCUGCCUUCAAGGGAACCCGAAUGAGAAGGCUUUCGAUGUGACGUUUCACAAAGAAGAAAAACACGAAGUAAUGAAGAUGGCAAAGGAAGCGGAGAAAACGGGACCCCUGUGCCAUUAUGCGGUGACCAGCCUGGCGAAGAACAACUUCAGGGUGGUCACCGUAACCAUGUACAAUCCGCACGUGAAAGAUGAAGAGGUGAGGGCCUUUCUGGGGAGGUACAUGGACAAUGUCUCCUCAGCGAGGUACCUCAGGGACUCCCUGGGUUUCUGGAACGGGAGAAGAGGGUUCCGGGCGUUACUCAGGGAGUCCCCGAAGAGUGUGGAUGGCUACCUCCAUCCUCCGGCGAUGUUCUCCCUGGGGGCUGACAGGGGAACACUCUACUAUGCCCGUCAGCCCCCGUUCUGCAGGCGUUGUAUGGCCUACGGCCAUAUCCUGGCCUCGUGCAGUGCCAAGAGGUGUCGAUUUUGUGGGUCGGAAGAGCACGAGGCCAAGGAAUGUGACGAGCCCAAGGCUUGCCACGGGUGUGGCUCAAGAGCACACCUGUGGCGUGAUUGCCCGGCUCGUCACAGGUCAUACGCGUCUGCAGCUGGGGGGGGAGCGGGGGAUGGGGGGAGGAAAGAAAGGACGCGUGCGGAUUGCAUGGAUGGCACAGGGGAAAGGACGGAGAAGGACGAAGAAGGGAAGAAGGAAGAGGCGAAAAGAAAGAGGAGAGAAGAUGGAAAGAAGGAAAAAGAAGGAGAGAUUAAAAAGAAGGUGGAAGAACGUGGAGGAGCAGAGAA
Messenger RNA from Oncorhynchus mykiss (rainbow trout), 4126 nucleotides. RefSeq lists its product as uncharacterized. Gene Ontology annotation, biological process: regulation of transcription by RNA polymerase II; embryo development. NCBI's taxonomy places the organism in Eukaryota, Metazoa, Chordata, Actinopteri, Salmoniformes, Salmonidae. Gene Ontology annotation, cellular component: nucleus. Gene Ontology annotation, molecular function: RNA polymerase II transcription regulatory region sequence-specific DNA binding; DNA-binding transcription factor activity, RNA polymerase II-specific. The record is from RefSeq and is a predicted model, not a curated record.